AUGUCAUAUUGUGAUAUUUACUUCAUGACGGGAAUGAUUUAUUCUUUCUUCUUAAUCAUUUAUCCCUGCAUUUCUUUUGCUAACACACUGCCCGUGUCAUUCCAGUGGACCAUCGUUCUAAUCGCCACCAUGUGUUGCAUCUUCUCUCGUCUCAUCAAUUUCACGACCUCCAACGUGUUAAUCAACAACAGCGCCUUCUCCGAUUUCCGAGGCAAAGUCAACGGUUUAGGCCAAGUUCUGGCCGCUGUGGGUCGCUUUGUCGGCCCGUCCAUGGGAUCCACUUUGUUUGCUUGGAGUAUUAGCGGUGAUCAUCCGUUCCCGUUCAAUUAUGGGUUUACCUAUUACAUAUCCUUAUUCUGUGUUCCGUGUUCUGUGAUGAGAAUGGUUCCUUCAUUCUUCCACUUGCUGGGCAUCUUUAUGAUUCUCACGUCGUGCUGCAUCUUCACUUUACCGAAAUCGAUCAAUCGCCCGAUGGGUCGCAUUCGCGAUUUUUACAGCAAUGAAGAGGAGAUGAAGGAGAUGGCCGAGGGAGAAACGAAAUCGAGCACAAAGAGCGGAGAAGGAAAUGACGUAACGGUGGUUGUUAGUAACGAAGAAGAUAAGAAAGAAAAGAAGGAGGGUGAUGAGAGUGUAGUAGUUGUGAAGGAAGACUUGAACGAAGUCUCCAAGGUGGAAUCAAAACCCGAUUCCAAUGAAAUAUCUAAUUUAGAGCAGAAAACGGCUUGA
This is a messenger RNA of Blastocystis hominis, 726 nucleotides long. RefSeq lists its product as hypothetical. The record is from RefSeq and is a predicted model, not a curated record. Lineage: Eukaryota; Bigyra; Opalinata; Blastocystidae.